GAGCAGAGGUCCUGUUCUCCAACUCUGUUGCUUGUCAUUUCUUGUUGCUGACUGCUUCACCAAGUUGUUCAAGUCCAUGUUUCUGGAUAGUAAGAUAGCUACCAUGUUCAAGGAGUUCCUGGACUUCACAGACACAGAAUCAAGCAAGAUGAUCAAGAAUUCAUCAACAAGAUGGCUCAGCUUAGAAAAGUGUGUUGAUCGUCUGUUGCAUCACUGGCUAGCCCUCCUUUCAUACUUCAACUCUCAUGAUGAUGUGGAAAAGCCUGGGCAUGUGAAGAUAUGUGCUGCCUUCCUAAGGGACCAUGAGAUGAGGCUCUACUACCACUUCCUGAGUUUCAUCAUGCAACCCCUCAAUGACUUCAACACAGUGUUUCAGGCAGAUGAGUCGAGAAUCGGUUACCUUCAGGACGAAAUGAAUAUGCUGUUAAGGAAUUUCUUGGGGAAGUUUGUGCGAGCCAAGGUAAUCCAAACCAGCAAAGACUUCAUUUCAAUUCCAUUCAAAGACAGCAAGAACCAGCUUAAUGAUAACAUAAUUGCUAUUGGUUCAACGGCAAGGGCCUACCUCAUCGACAAUAAAGAAGAUGUCCCACCAUCUACCCCCCAGAGAUUUUUUAUAUUUGCAGGUCUGUGAGGAAGUUUUACGAGUGUGUGACAGCCUAGAUGUUAACCAAGUUUCCCUUUGGAGAUCCUGUUGUGUGUGGUCUGUCAAUGCUAAAUCCAAACAACAGAGGAGACCUUCCCCCAGCAGCCAUCACUGACAUUGCUAGAUGAUUUCCUAAUCUGUUAUCAGAAGAGGACAUGUUUGAGCUGGAGGAAGAAUUUUUAGAUUACCAGACAACCCCAGCAAAUGACUUUCGUAAAUGUGAAGGUGUUCGCACUGAUGAGUUCUGGGAUCCAUUCUUGAAAUGAAAAACAAAAUCACUCUCAAACCAAGGUUUCCCCUGAUGAAGAAAUUAGUUUCAGCUGUGCUAACAAUUCCCAAUUCAAAUGCAGAUUGUGAAAGAGUUUUUUCUGUGUUAAAGAAGAUUCACACAGAAAUGAGAAGUAACUUGGAGAAUUCAACUGUAAGUGCCUUAUUGUCCACUAAACUAAAUCAGACAGUGAAAUGUCACAACUUUAAGCCAACCAAGGAUCAGAUAAAGUCUGCAAAGCAAGCCUGUGUUAGCUAUAGCAAUAGUUUUUGCUCCAAGUGACUAUGUGAGUCAGUUAAAAAGUCAAUAUGAUGUGUUGUCUGGUGCAUGUACUGUGACUGUAUAAAAACCACAUAAAACCCCCUUGUUUUGUUCUUUUGUAAAACUUUAUACUUUUUUGUACCACACCAUUGAUUGAUUGUAUUGAAAUAUGAAGAUGAAGUUAUCAUAUCUUAUUCUUGUUUUCAUUGGAAAAAGUAGAGAGAGAUUUGUAGAUAGGUUGAACAUACACAUAUUUUAAAAGAACACAAGAAUUCUGCAUAACGAUAACACGAGAAAAUGCCGUGAAUUUUGAGCUUUGAAAAAAGGUCGUGCGUAAAAUCCCUCAUGGAGAUUUUCGAAAGUUGGCAUGUAUGUUUUUGGUAUGGUCACAUUGCUCUGAAAUUUAGUCACAACCUCCCUUUCAGAGAAAUACAUAAUCAGUUCACAUUUCAAACAUUUCAACUCAAUUGGUGCACCAUGACCUACUUUAGUAUCAAAUGGUUUCCUGGACUUUUUUUCAUCAUAAAUAGAUAUUGUAUCAACAGUUUGUCACAACCUCACUCUCAGUGAAAAUUCAAUACAUAAUCAGUUCACAUGGCAGAUGGAUUGGUGCACCAUGACCC
Molecule: messenger RNA, 1795 nt
Organism: Ostrea edulis (European flat oyster)
Lineage: Eukaryota; Metazoa; Mollusca; Bivalvia; Ostreida; Ostreidae
Exons: 3
Coding region: 77-631 (184 amino acids)
Source: RefSeq, a predicted model, not a curated record